Closterium sp. NIES-67 is the source of this 4978-nucleotide messenger RNA. Lineage: Eukaryota; Viridiplantae; Streptophyta; Zygnematophyceae; Desmidiales; Closteriaceae. The record is from the annotation of a GenBank genome assembly.
CUUGCUUAGCGCUCGCCCCGAUAUGACACCAUGGCUUUAGCUCGAGCCUUUUUAGGGCGUCGGCUCAGCCCUGAGAUUAGAGUCGCGAGGGUAGCACAGUCCCUUCAGAACUAGCGUCUCAUUCCCGAGGCUUAGUUCAGUUUAGUUCCUUCGAACAGGAACAGAAACGGGGAGGAUGGCUAAGAACCGGAGUGCUGGCGCGGAGGGUCGGUCCCCAGCAGCUCUGCCGGCCUGUCUAGGAGCGGCAAGCCUGUGGGAGUGUCCGGUCGGCUGGCGAACGUGUUCGAGCAGCUGUGGAACCGGCGCAAGUUCGACAUCCUGGGACGGAAGGUCAAGGGCGAUGUUCGCGCCAAGUCCAUCGGCAAGGCCCGGAGCGCUGCGGUGGAGAAGAGGAAGGCGACGCUGCUGCAGGAGUUUCAGCAGCGCGGGAAUGCGAACCUGUUUCUGGAUCGGAGGUUCGGCGAGGGAGACGAGUCCAUCCCCGAGGGCGAGAAGGCCAUCGUGCGAUUCCAGAAAGAGCGCAUGGCCCAGCUGAGUCGCAAGAACCGUUUCGCCCUCGGGGAUGACGACGACGGCGAGGGACGACGAGGAGGGGAGCGACGGCGGAGCUGGGGGGGCAGCGGCGGACGAGCUGGGGGAAGUGAGGGCGGCGGCUACCGGCUGACGCACGGCGGGCGGGACAUAGAUGAUUUCGACGACUCGGACGUGUCUGGCUUCGGGGAGGACGACGACGACGACGAUGGAGCGCUGGGCGAUCAGCUUGUGCGCGACUACCACUUCGGCGGUGGCUUCAUUCCCAAGGCCAAGUCGGCGUCGGAUGCAGAGGUGAGCUUCACCUGCCUCCGGCGAUACUGGGGCGGAGGAGGAGGGGGAGGGGGAGAAGAACGGCAGAAGACGAAGCGCGAGGUGAUGGAGGAGGUGAUGGCGAAGAGCAAGCUGUUCAAGGCGAGGCGGCAGGCGGAGAAGGAGGAGGACGAGCAGCUGAGGGAGAAGCUGGACGAGGACUUCCGCCACAUAGCGCAGUCCGACGCGCUGCUCGCACUCACACGCGCGACCAAGGGCGCAAAGGGCGACAAGGGCGGCAAGGACGCCAAGGGCAAGGAGAAGGCGGGAGGGGGAGCGGAGGGAGGGGGAGGAGUGUCUGGAGCUGGGCCUGCUGCUGCUGCUGCUGCUGCUGCUGCGAAGGUGCCGGCUGCUGGUGGUUCGCUCCUGGCCGCUGAUGUGGCUGAAGAGGAGAUGGACGACAAGCAGUACGACGUGCUGGCGCGGGAGAUGAUUUUUGACAUCCGCGCCAAGCCGGGGGAGCGCAGCAAGACGGCAGAGGAGGCGGCAGAGGCGGAGAGGGCGCGGCUGGUGAAGCUCGAGGCUGCAAGGAAGCGGAGGAUGGACGGGGAGCCCAGUGAUGAUGAGGAGGAGGGGGAGGAGGGGUCGAGUGAGGAGGAGGGCGGGAGGGGGAGGAAGAAGCGGCAGAGAAAAAAGACCAAGAGGGAGGUCUCUGGGGACGAUUUGGGAGAGAAUUUCGUGCUUGAUGAGGAGGAUGAGGAGGAUGAGGAGGGCGGGAGGGAGAAGAAGGGGUGGGUGUAUGACGUGCUUGCUCAGAGAGAGGAGGAGGAGGAGAGUGGGAGUGAGGGGGAGGAGGGGAGUGGGAGUGAGGAAGACGAGGAAGAGGAGGAUAAGGAGGAGAAUUUAGCUGACGUGGAGUGGGAGCAGAGUGACGAGGAGGCAGGAGGCGAGAGAGGGGAGGUUAAGCGGGGGCCGGUAGGGGAUAGGGCGGUUAAGCAAGGAGGGGAGGAGAGUGAAGAGCUUGAGGAAGGGGAGGAGAGGGAGGAGGGGGAGGAGAGUGAUGAGGAGGACGAGGAAGCGGAGGCGGAGGGGAAACCGUCGACACAACAGCAGCAGCAGCAGGGGAAAGUGGUGGGCCCAGGGACGAUGGAGGAAGAGGAAGAAGAGGAAGAGGAGGAGGAGGAAGAGGAGGAGGAGGAAGAGGAGGAGGAGGAGGAGGGGGAGGAGGAGGAGGAGGAGAUGGAGCGCAUAGAGCGGGUGUUCCGUCGGCGCGAGUUGCCGUACGUGAUAGAAGCCCCCCAGCAGUUGAAGGACCUGCAGCAGCUGUUAGAGGGGCGCGCAGCACCAGAGGUGGGGGUGGCCAUCGCGCGCAUCCGCGCGUGCAACGCGGCGCACCUGUCCCCCGACAACAAGCGCAAGAUGCAGAUCUUUUACAACGUGCUCCUGCAGUACUUUGCGUCGCUGGCUAGCGAUAGCUCUCCCGUGUAUCAGCAGCAGGGGGAGGAUCAGCGGGGGAAGAAGCAGAAGCAGCAGCACCACCAGGAGCAGCAGCAGCAGCAGCAGCAAGGGAGCAGGCAGCAGGAAAAGCCGCAAGCGGGGGAAAAGAAAGUGCAGAAGGGCGCGGAGCAGGGUGCGAAGGAGCAGGAGGAGGAGCCGACGAGUGCGCUGCAACAGAGGGCGCCGUCAGUGGCAGCGGCGCACAUCAACGUGCUCGUGCAGCCGCUGGUCGAGCUCUCCGCCUCCUUCCCCCUCUUCGCUGCCGUCUGCGCCCGGGAGAGGCUCGCCCGCAUGCAGAAACGCCUGGUGACCCGCCUCAAGACAGGAGAGCCAGCGUGGCCUACUGCCCGCACGCUCCUACUCCUGCGUCUCUGGGCGCUCAUCUUCCCCUCGUCCGACUUCCGCCAUCCCGUCAUGACGCCCGUGUCGCUGCUGCUGGGGCAGUUCCUCUCCUGCUGCCCUGUGCGCUCCACCAAGGACGUGGCUGCCGGGCUGUUCAUCUCCGCACUCCUGCUAAAUAUGGUGUCGCAGAGCCGUCGGUUCGUCCCAGAGGCGCUCAACUUCCUACACGCGCUGCUGUGGAGUGCUGUCGCCCCUGCGCUCAAACCACUCAAGCCCAAGGGCGUGCCCCGCUACAUGCUUCUACAGGUGUGCUCGCAGCAGUGGCUCUGGACCCCCUGUGGCGACGGCCACAACAGCCGCAAGCGCAAGCGCGAGCCACUAGAGGACAAGCCCGAGGCCCUCGAUUUUGACAGGAUCUUCCUCGGCCCUUCGAGCGCCCAUUCAAACCUUAUCACCGCUAGCACUACCACCACUACUACCACCACCGCUACUACCACUACUAACCCGUCGCCCUCCGCUCCUCCUGCUGCUCCUCCUGCCCCAGUGGGCGUGGAAGGCAGUGCAGCAGGGACCGUGGCAGAGGCCUACUUUGGUUCCGACGUCUUCAGGCUGAGCCUGCUGCUAGCGGUGCUCAAGACCCUGCGCUCCUUCGCGCUGCUCUACCGCCCCAUGCAGCCCUUCCCCGAGAUCUUCUCCCCCUUCCUGCCCACCCUUGCCGCCCUGGCGGAAUCCGGGCAGCUGCCCGAGGAGAUAGAGCAGGAGCGGGCAGCGUGGGUGAAAGAUAUUGAGGGGGCAGUGGCGGAGGUGGAGGGGAGCAGGCAGCCGCUGCGGCUGAGGGUGAAGCGGGCCGUCCCAGCCAAGCAGUUCAAUCCUAAGUUUGAAACUGACUUUGCCCGGGGCAAGGACUACGACCCGAACAGGGAGAGGGCGGAGCAGAGGAAGCUACAACGGGCGAUCAAGCGAGAAGCCAGGGGAGCAGCAAGGGAGCUGCGGAAGGACAACCACUUCCUCGCCGCCGCCCGCGCGCACGAGGCCACUGCAGCAGCAGAGGAGCGGCGGGAGAAGAGCCAGCGGGCCAUGGCGUUUAUGGAGCAGCAGGCGCACCUCAUGUGGUCGGGGCAGCUGGGCAGGAAGAGGGGCGGUAGCAGCAGCGGCAGGGGCAGGCGCUAGAAGGGGAGAGGUGCUAAACGGGGAGAAGAGAUGCUAAGGAGACGGCGAGGUUAAGAAGAGGGUUUUUCGAGGGCAGCUGCUGCAGCAGUGGAGAAGCGCCGGACGAAGCCAUGGAUGUGGAAGAGGAUGAGGUGUCGAGGGAAUGGUUGUGUGAAAGUGGUCGUGAGAAUGGUCGUGUGAAGCUGACAUUUUGACUUGUGCAUGUGUGUGCAGUGGAUCUAACAUUGUUGGGUGUGGCUAGUGAGCAGUCUGCAUGUGGGUGUGGGAGGAAUGCCAGCUCCUUGUGCUGCAGGUACUGGUAUGUGCGUGCGCACAUGUGUGCAUGUGUUUGGGGGAGUGUGAGUAUGUUCGUCUGUGAGGCAAGCAUUAAGACUUCGGUCACCCCAAGAAAAAAACGUUUUGGUACGGUAUGGCACACUAACUUUGGUGUUACUGUGUGAACUGGUGACCUGAAGAGGAUUAAGGAGGGGCUGAGCGCCCAACAGUUGAAGGGUGGCUGAUGGCAAUGUGUAGACAGUGGGAUGAUGUGCAGCUGAGGGUGGAGUUGGCAUGAAGGGAGCAUGGAGGGACCAUGGAGGGAGCAUGUAGCAUGGACACUUACCGUGGAGGGCAUUUCAGCGAGGUAGAAUGGGCUCUUGAAGCGGCUUGGAUCAGCAAGGCACCUGCAACGGGGGGCGUGUGGAGGUUGGACGAAGCAUAAGAGGCAGGUUUUGGGAACUGCCCAAUGCAGGGAGUGGGAGGUGGUUGGAGGAUGGAAAUGGCUCUGCCUGUUGGUGGCACCGGGCAUGCUCGCUGUAUGGCUGCCGAUGCGGUUAUGUGACUGUAUGCAGUGCCAUGGUGCCACCUGCUGCUGCUGAUUCUGCCCUUUUUUUGUGUUCUGAAUGAGCCCAGGCAGUGAUUGCAUGUGGUACCGGUACUUCCUGCUGUGGCUGUGAUGUAAACUUUUCUUUCCUCGCGCUGCUUACCCCCUUUCUUACCCUCAUGAGCAUUCUGUCUACGCUGGACUGCGGAAUCUGCUGUGGUGGGGGUAGGCAUUUUUUUUCCUGUGGCUGCCGGGUGUUUGUACAUGUUGAUGUGUACAUGUACUACCACCCGGCAGCAUGCUUACUAUUCAUCGAACUGAAUGCAUGUAUUCUCCUGCUCUUUUGUUAUUUCACUGAACACUUAUUAAUUAGUCCUUGAAAUU